AUGGAUAUAACUACAAUACUGAACAGAAAGGCCUCUGUCUCCGUCGUCGCAGCUGACGUCCACAGGCUCCAGCAGCACAUCGUCCACGCCCAGGCCCAGACAGACGAUGUCCUAAAGUCCAGGUCCCCCUCGGAGAUGGGCUCAGAGCACCACCGAUCCGCCUCCGCGCCCCCGAGCGAACAUCACCACCACCACCAUCACCACCAGCCGACCUCGAGUUUCCCUUCUUCAACCCAGUCGCUGCCUCAGAUGGCUCACCUCGCCCAGUACCAUGUUCAGGCCCAGGCGAACCACAGCAGCCCCAAUCCUGGCUAUGCUCACAGCGCGCACGGCUCAGACUACGGCAGGAGUAGCGGAGGCAACAUGAGACCUACUGGUCUGCCGGCCUUGAAGACCUUCCACUGCCAGACCUGCAGCAAAGGGUUCGCCAGACGAAGCGACCUCGCCAGACACGAGCGCAUUCAUAGUGGAAUUCGACCGCAUGCGUGCGACUGGCCCGGCUGCGGUAAACAGUUCAUCCAGCGCUCUGCCCUGACCGUCCACACCCGCGUCCACACCGGCGAAAAGCCACACAUGUGCGACCGCUGCGGCAAGCCCUUCAGCGACUCUAGCUCCCUCGCCAGACACCGCAGAAUCCACUCCGGCAAGAGACCCUACAAGUGUCCCUACGCCAACUGCCAGAAGACCUUCACCCGCCGCACCACCCUCACCCGCCACCAGAACCACCACACCGGCACCAUCGAAGAAGCCGCCGCAGAGACAGAAGCAAACCUCCGCCACAGCAAAGACCGCACCACCACCACCAGACCCUCGGACUACUCCGAGCCCGGCUCUGCUCACUCUACUCCUUCUCCGGCCCAGCGACCUUCUCUCUCGCCCGGCAACGAACUCCCGCCGCUCAACCUCUCCCGCCCGUCGGCCGGGCCUACUUCCUCAGGCGGAGCAGACUACUACACCUCCCUCCCGCCCCAUCUCCGAACAGACUUUGCAAACUCCAGUCCUCGCGCCUCUCCCACCUCCCCUUCGCCAACUCUCACCAGCCUCUCCGGUCCCGCCUCGUUCCACCACCACAACCACAACAGGCCGUCCCUGACCUCCCACCCGUCAGGCUACGCUCCCCCUCAACCCCUCGAACCACCGGCAAACAGUGAUCCUCGACCAAACAGCGUCGCGGGCAGUCCUCAUCUGUCGUCUGUCGGCUGGGCAUCCCCUACUCUGAGCAGCAUGCCCUCUCCCAGCUCGGCCUCAGCACCGGAAUACUCCUACCCGGAGCCCGCCAGCCAUCAGUAUCCCGGCGGUAUAACGCCUCACAUGUUCUUCCCGCGAAGACCUCAGUCGUCCGAGCCAGAGAAUUACGAGAUGAAACCUAAGCUUGAGCUCUAA
Molecule: messenger RNA, 1383 nt
Organism: Nannizzia gypsea CBS 118893
Lineage: Eukaryota; Fungi; Ascomycota; Eurotiomycetes; Onygenales; Arthrodermataceae
Product: myoneurin
Exons: 2
Coding region: 1-1383 (460 amino acids)
Biological process (GO): regulation of transcription by RNA polymerase II
Cellular component (GO): PcG protein complex; transcription regulator complex
Molecular function (GO): DNA-binding transcription factor activity, RNA polymerase II-specific; RNA polymerase II cis-regulatory region sequence-specific DNA binding
Source: RefSeq, a predicted model, not a curated record